Messenger RNA from Cuculus canorus (common cuckoo), 9674 nucleotides. RefSeq names its product cadherin-6. Gene Ontology annotation, molecular function: cadherin binding; calcium ion binding. The coding region runs from base 516 to 2891 and encodes 791 amino acids. Gene Ontology annotation, cellular component: adherens junction; catenin complex; plasma membrane. The transcript is spliced from 13 exons. NCBI's taxonomy places the organism in Eukaryota, Metazoa, Chordata, Aves, Cuculiformes, Cuculidae. The record is from RefSeq and is a predicted model, not a curated record. Gene Ontology annotation, biological process: cell-cell junction assembly; calcium-dependent cell-cell adhesion; adherens junction organization.
GAAACCAAUCAGAUAGAGAGCCCCCUCGGCUUGGGCUGCCUGCAUGCUGGAGUUAAAAAGUGCUGCUGGCCGAGCGGGAGCCCCAGUGAGAGGCGGGGAGGCUGAGCGGCGCUGGGCACACGGGGUCGGGGAGCUGCGCUGCCACCGACCCGGGCGAGGCUCGUCCCUGCUUAACGGGAGCUGUAAUGAUAAACAUGAUCUGAAAAACUGGACCAAGCAAGCAGAAGAAAAUGCAUGAAUAAAUUAUCAACAGCGGACAUGCCCAGGAACUGAAGCCAGGAGCUCCCCCAACUCUCUCCUCACUCUUCCGUUAAAAAUUCUCAGCCAUGUAGCCAGAGAGCUGGAGUGAUAUCAUGGGGCUUCUGUGGCCAGUGACACAGCAAACAACAGUAGAUCCUUUGAGACUGCAAAGACUGUUUAAAGACGGAAGACGGCAUGAGACUGGAUUCAGUGCAGUAAAGUAGGUUAGUUUGGGGACAAGCAAAAGGUCAUUAUUUAGACCAUCUUGUGUUGCCAUGAUGAGAACUUACCAUUGCUUCUGGCUGCUGUUUUGGGCUGGUCAGCCUCACCAGAGUUUCUUAACUCCAUUAUCCAAAAGGACUAGUGGCUUUCCAGAAAAGGAAAAAGUUUUGGUGUUGUCUGGAAACAGCAGGCAAGACCUCCAUCGUUCCAAAAGGAGCUGGAUGUGGAAUCAGUUCUUUUUACUGGAGGAAUACACAGGAACUGACUACCAAUAUGUUGGGAAGCUGCAUUCAGACCAGGAUAAAGGAGAUGGAUCACUUAAGUACAUCCUUUCUGGAGAUGGAGCAGGAGAUCUCUUCAUUAUCAAUGAAAAUACUGGUGACAUCCAGGCCACAAAGAGACUAGACAGGGAAGAAAAGCCUGUGUACAUACUCCGUGCCCAGGCUAUAAACAGAAGGACUGGAAGACCAGUGGAACCAGAAUCUGAGUUCAUCAUUAAGAUCCAUGAUAUCAAUGACAAUGAGCCAAUGUUUACAAAGGACGUUUACAAUGCCAGCAUUCCCGAAAUGUCUGAUGUUGGUACCUUUGUUGUGCAAGUCACUGCAACUGAUGCUGAUGAUCCUACAUAUGGGAACAGUGCUAAAGUUGUCUACAGCAUUCUCCAGGGACAACCAUAUUUCUCUGUCGAAUCUGAGACAGGCAUUAUUAAAACUGCUUUGCUAAACAUGGACCGUGAAAACAGAGAGCAAUACCAAGUGGUCAUCCAGGCUAAAGACAUGGGAGGCCAGAUGGGUGGAUUAUCAGGAACCACCACCGUGAACAUCACACUAACUGAUGUAAACGACAAUCCGCCUCGCUUCCCCCAGAGCACAUACCAAUUCAGAACUCCUGAGUCUAUGCCACCUGAUUCACCAGUUGGCCGGAUAAAAGCUAAUGAUGCUGACGUGGAUGAAAAUGCAGAGGUUGAAUACAGCAUCACUGAGGGGGAUGGAUACGACGUGUUUGGAAUUACCACAGACAAGAACACACAGGAAGGAAUUAUAACUGUCAAAAAGGCAUUGGAUUUUGAAAAUAAAAACCUGUAUAUUCUGAAAGUGGAAGCUACCAAUACUCAUGUGGACCCUCGAUUCCUCUACCUGGGGCCAUUCAAGGACUCCGCUACAGUCAGAAUUCAAGUGGAGGAUGUAGAUGAACCCCCAGUGUUCAGCAGACCAGCAUACAUAAUGGAAGUGAAAGAAGAUGUUCCAAUAAACAGUGUAAUAGGAACAGUAACUGCGCAGGAUCCAGACGCUGCGAAGAACCCUGUCAAGUACUCUGUAGAUCGACACACUGAUAUGGACAGAGUGUUCAACAUCAAUUCAGGAAAUGGUUCAAUAUUUACUUCAAAACCCCUUGACCGGGAAACACUGCUAUGGCACAACAUUACAGUAAUAGCAGCAGAGAUCAACAACCCAAAACAAAGCAGCCGUGUCCCAGUAUACAUUAAGGUUUUGGAUGUAAAUGACAAUGCUCCAGAGUUUGCCAUGUUUUAUGAGACCUUCGUCUGUGAAAAUGCAAAGGCAGAACAGCUGAUACAAACAUUAAGCGCUGUUGAUAAAGAUGACUCUUACAGUGGACAUCAGUUUUCAUUUUCCUUAGCUCCUGAAGCAGCCAGCAGCUCAAACUUUACACUACAGGACAACAGAGACAACACAGCAGGGAUUUUCACCCGAAAAAUCAGAUAUAACCGGCAUGAAAUGAGUACCUACUUCUUGCCAGUGGUAAUAUCAGAUAAUGACUACCCUAUCCAGAGCAGCACUGAAACAGUGACAAUUCGAGUAUGUGCUUGUGACCACCGAGGAAAGAUGCUGUCCUGUAAUGCAGAAGCCUUGAUUCAUCCUACUGGUCUUAGCACGGGGGCUCUUAUUGCCAUUCUUCUCUGUAUCAUUAUAUUACUCGUUACAGUGGUGCUGUUUGCAGCACUGAGACGGCAACGGAAAAAAGAGCCUUUGAUUAUUUCCAAAGAAGACAUCAGAGACAACAUUGUCAGUUAUAAUGAUGAAGGUGGUGGAGAGGAAGACACCCAGGCAUUUGAUAUUGGCACGCUGAGGAAUCCUGAAGCCAUAGACGAUAAUAAAUUACGCAGAGAUAUUGUGCCAGAAACACUUUUUAUGCCACGGCGGACUGCAGCAGUGCGAGAUAACACGGAUGUCAGAGAUUUCAUUAACCAAAGGUUAAAGGAAAAUGAUAUAGAUCCAGCAGCACCCCCGUAUGACUCAUUAGCAACCUACGCGUACGAAGGUAAUGGUUCUGUUGCCGAGUCCCUCAGCUCCUUGGAGUCGGUGACUACAGAUGGAGAUCAGGACUAUGAUUAUCUCAGUGACUGGGGGCCUCGGUUUAAAAAGCUGGCAGACAUGUAUGGUACAAUGGACAGUGACAAAGACUCUUAAUAUGUUGCCUUUUUUUUUUUCCUGUUUUUUCCCCCUUCCUCAUUUUCAGAAACAGCAUUGAGAUAUGUGAAGUGGCUAUUUCUUUCUAUUUCUCCACAGCUGCAUGAAAGGGUUCCAUGUUCUUCCCUUUCAAAUUGUCUUAUGACUACAGUCUGUGUGGAUCAGCCGUCAGAAAACUUUUUCUAGUAUCGUCUUAUGAGCUUCCAAGAGGCAAAGUUCUUAUUUUUUAGCGCAUUCAGUUUACCAAGCCAAUCUUACAGGCAUGGCAGUAGUGGAGGGGAAAAAAGGAUCAAAUGGGGAGCAAUAUUUUUACUUGUUCUGCUUAUAUUGUAAAUUAGAGUAUAUUACUGUUUAAGCUCACUUGCUCUUUUUACUUGUAUUCAGGCUAUUCAACUCAGAAAACUGCUCUGUCAAUUGUGCAUUGCACAUCCCAAUGUAAUGAGGUACCCUAGUUUACCCUAUGUAUUAUAGUCAAAAGUAGUGGUGAUGGAAUGAAGGUUUAUUGUACAAGUAGAGUCAGCCAAGAAAAAACAUCAAAUACACAUUUUACUCGUGAAGAGGGUAGAAAGACCUAAUGGUCAUUUAAAUCUAAGUGUUUUUCUAGAACUCGCCAUUGUUGCCCCAAUGCACUGAAUCACACUAACACACACAUUUAUUAUAUAUAAUUCAUUGACUGAUAUGUAUAUAUUCUUCUGACCUAGCAUUGCUGGAGAGAUGUGUGUGCGUGCAUGUGUGUGUGGUCAGUAGCCCCAAUAUCUAAUUCUUAGAUGGUUUCCCAGUUCUAGCCCAGACAUUCCUUGUGAUAUGAGGAAAAUCAUCUAACCCAACUCCAGAGUAGAUCAUGACUUGGGGGAAGGAACAGAUCAUAACUGCGCUUUUCUUCAUACUUUUUCCAUUUCACUGAUGGCCACUGUGCUGGGGAGGUGGAAGUCAGGCUUUUCAUAUCCAUCUACUUCUGCCUAUUCUCAUAUGCAACAGGGGCGCAGUACUCUCAAGGUGACUGCCACCCACUGGGGCAAAAGCAGCAGCUGUAAUGGAGGAAAAAAUGCUUUUUAUGUCCUCAUCUUCCCUCCCUGAAAGACCAGGGUGGCUUACUGACUGUCUGUCUGCCCGGUUUUGCUAUCUGUAAAAUGGGGAAAUGAUGCCUACCUCAUCAGGAUGUUGCAAGAAUUAUAUAAGUAAUUUGGAAAAUGCUGGCAUUCUGCCAGAGAAAUUAAUUUGUUGUGCUUUGGGGUGGUUAUUUUUGUGUUGGUUUUUGGUUUGGUUUGUUUUGUUGCGGUUUUUUUUCCCAGAUUCAAGCCCUGAAUGCUCAAGUAAGUGAGAGUCGAUUGUUAUUCCAGUGUCCUAAAAAGUAGGGUUUAUCACUAUAACUCAUGUUUUUAAAUAAAACACUCAGCCAGGGUUGUUAAAAACUUCACCAAAAGGCAAAAUUUUAUUCACAAGCCUCUCUCUCUGUGUUUAUGUGUUUUGCUAAGCUAAGUAAAUGUUGUCCGAGGGAAGGGUGGGGGAAGAUGCCAUAGUCUCAGACCAAACAAAUUUUCUUUACAGCUGGUGCACCACUCAAUAUCUCUGUUGGUUUGUCAAAUGUGUGCAGUUGCUGCUCUUCAAAUGCAGCCAUCUAGGGGAGCCUAUCUGGAGAAAAACCUAAGGGGUGGCCAUGGGACGUAUCCAAUUCCAGGAGCUAAAAGCCACUUUGGGUUGCAAAGUAGGGACAUAGCCCAUGACACUGUGCCAAGGAAAGAAGGAUUUGGGUUUGUUUUUGGGUUUGGAUUUGUUUGUUUGGUUUUUUUAAUAUACCUCAUACAUAACUAAUCUCAUGUAUUUAAUUUUGAAGCAGUAUUUAAUACCAGAAUGACAAGCAUGGAUCUAUUUUCUCCCUCCCCCGCAUUUUAAAUGAAUCAGUUUGAAAACUGAACAACAGCUCCUAUUUACUCUAAAAAUGGGGAGAGAAGGGAAAAAGUUAAUAAACAGAAAAUUAAAAAGCAUUAAAAAUUAAUCCCUGGAAUUCAUUACUCCUGCAGAGUUAAAUGAAAACAGGAGUAGGAUUGCUGAAUAUUAGACUUUUAGUGGCACAACAACAUAGUUCUAGGUUUUGCCAAAUGGCUCAGAGCAAAGAGGAUGAGGCAGCCACGCUGCGGUGCCCAGCUAGGGUUAGGGAGGACAAUUUCACAGUGGGGAGCACUGCACAUUAACAGGUUUAGGGCGAGGCAGUUAAUGGCUCAUAGAUGCCCAGCGUGAUAGAUUAGAUGGGGGUUCAGAGUGGAGUGGUCCAGAGUUUCAAAGGGAGCUGAGCCCCUAGUCUUGCUGAUAGAGGGCUCUCGCAGUGCUUCGGUCCAGCAGAGCGAAGUGCCCAACCACACUGCUUAGGGCAAGUGAGCCUGUUCUGCCCAUCACAAUGGUGAUGGAGAAACUAGGUCUUUUUAUGUCCUUCUGAGGACCCCUCAGUGAUUUAUGAUCAUAAAAGCCUUUCAAAGUCUAGCCCUUCAUGGUUUCCUUGAAAUCAGAGCAUCUAGGAAGCAACCUGUCUGAAACCUGUUCUGGCACACAAGAGGGGCUGUCUGGAUUUCAGAUAUGUGGAGGAACAGCAGAUGCUCAGCACCACUCACCACAGAGCCCAGUCAGAGGAGACACUGUACACCUCAGGGGGCUCUUCUGGAUUGAACCCUACCACGCGCCUGUAUCUUAGCCUUCGCUGCAUGGGGUGCAAAUCACCUCCAGCUAAGAGUCAAGUUGGACACCAAAGCGAGCCAGUGAACUCUCCCUUCACCUCCUCAGGUCCUGAGGAAACAGAUCCGUGUGCAGCGGGGGUGGCAAGAGUGUCUGUGAAAUGCACACUCAUUUGGCCCUGUGACCCAUCCACAGCUCACAGGGAAGAGGGAGCCACCAUCACUUGAUUGAAGACAGACCUUGCACCCAGAAAGGUCUGGGCCACCCUGCAGGUCAGCUUGCAUUAGUCACUCCUUGGGGUGGAAUGACAACACAGGAGGCUCACUGAUUUUGUAACUACUUUCCUAUGUCUGUAGAGCAAUUUUGUCUGAUUUAGUGAUUGUUGGUAGCAGUCCAAGCUUAAGUUUCUUUUUUUUUUCUUUAAUUGAAAGCUGGUUUUAUCUUGUCCAUUGAGUGACACAGUAAAUAAUAGAGAAUGGCUACUCGUGCCUGUUGUGUAAAUAUAUUAUAUAUAAGAUUACGUUAUGUCACCAGAAAUAUGGUGCCUGAAUAGCAAAUGGUUUCUUCUAAGAAAAUUUAAGGCGAACUCGCAUCCAAAUUAUUAUUUAUGUAUCUAGUUUUUAAGGUCUAUUUUUUUUGCUGCAAAUUAGACAUAUUUAGCACCUCUCACAUGGCAAGAAGAGUUCAAUUCUGUCUUUUCUUCUUGCUUGGCAGUACCACAAAGUGCAAUUUAUCAAAUCAGUACUGCAUAUUAAAUAUUGAAAGUGCCAUAUUGCAGUGAAUACAAAAUUUUGCAGUAGUAAGUCUUUGUACCUUGUUGCAUGCCGGCGUGCUAGAUGAUAGAAAUGAGUAUUUAACAAUGCUUUCACACAAUGCUAGAAUUGCCAAUUAUAGAUAAACAAGAGUUAGGCUAUAGGCUAUCAAGUGGGUUUCAAGGCUGUUUUAAGCCUGCUCUUCUUACAAUCACAUCUAUUUGAGAAGUUUAGCCUAUCCAGGCAGACAGAUGAGCAAAGCAGUUGGCUUUUAAUUUGGAAAAAACAUCUGAUCUGACAACAGGAAACCUAUUAAAAGAUACCAAGGAGUUCAGUGGAGUUAAUGUGAUACAGAGGUGUGUGUACGCAGGAGAUGUUUCCAGCCUUGCUACUGCAGAACGGUAACAUCUUUACACGUGAAGGUUUCUAGUAUAGCUUUUCCAUUCCAGCUCCCAGAAUAGCCACUUUAUUCCAGAAAGAGGAUUUUUCACUCCAGAGGAAUGAUUAUUUUUGGUUAAAAAUUAUUGUGCCCCACAGUAUGGGGAGACACAGAAGUACGUACCUCCACUGGAGCUGUGCCAAGACAACUCUCUUGGAAGAGAGCUGAUGCAGAAACUCAUAGUGAACUCUAAACAAAGGAACCAGGGGGUUUUCACAGGGCUCUGCUGACAGUACCAUAGGACUGAGUUGUGUUCCCAAACCUGAUAUUGACAAAUAAGUUGUUUAACCAUGAGAAAGACAAAUUAUCUGUGUGCUUCAGUUAUUUCUCAUAACAAAAAAAAUUGCUGGGAAAAGUACUGAGUAGAAGAGGAAAACUUGACCUGUACCAACAUUUCUAAAUUUGUCCUAAGAAACAGAUAUAUUUUUAUGACUCUCUUUCUUAUUUCAUUAGUUGUCAGUUCUUACUUCAUGCUUUGGACAGGUAGUUCCCAGAUGUUAAACGUGAGUGGGAGUGGCAACCUUCAAAUUAUUCAAUUUUGGAAGUAGUAGGCUACAUUGCAGGACAUUUCCAUUUCUCUGUCACAAAACAAGCCCUCUCCUGUCAAAAAAAACCAACUAACUGAAAAUUUGUAGUACCACAAAAAUCAGAAUGGUCAUAAAGAAGUAGAGCAAGGAGAAAUGUCUUUGGGAAUGCACGUCUGCACAGGUACAGUAUGAAUAAAAAGAAGAGAGAUAAUGAACAAUGGAAACUGGCCAUGUUUCAGAAUCAGACUUACAGAUGUUGAGCAGGCAACAGCGCAUAGUCACUGGUAACGCUCCCAGACUUCUCCAGCAGCCAGAGGGAGAUUUGCAUGGAUAAGAAGAAAGACAGCAUCUUUUUCAACCAAGCAAAUUCAAUACAGGCCACUUCCUUGCAAAUCUAUAGGAAAUACCUUUGUUAUGAUUAUUAUUAAAACUUUUUAAAUUUCUGCAGGAGAUCUGUCUGGAUGACCUUCUGCACAGUGAAUUGUGGACCGUGAUUCUGUCUAACUAACUCUCUGCAAACACCACCAUGUUAGCUCUUCCUGCCACUGCCUUUUUUAAAUUUCUUUGCGUUUCCUUUGGCUGUUAGUAGUGCCAAAGUGUUUCAGAAGAUCAGUGUCCCAACUGGAUGCUGCCAUCGCCUGCCCAUUUAUGUUUCAAUUAACAGUACAUUCUGAGCUCCCUUGUCAAAUGAAAGCUGACAAAUUAACCAUCAUUAUGCUACUUCCAGUGACUAUGAUCUGUGUCGUAUGUUGUGAAAGGCAGGGUUUUUUUCCAGCGCUUCUAGACAUGUUAAACAGCAGCCUCCUCCAAUAAAUGUCAAAGCCACAAUAAUUAUUAUUUUCAGUUUAGCUUUCAGAAAGGCUUGUUUUCUUAGCGAUUGUUUCAGUACUUAAGAAAGAAGAGGAACAAAAACGUAUUUAAUGUCUACAGCCUCACGUAUUGUUCCAGAAGGAGGGAAAAAACACAGCAGCCAAGGCAGUGUUUUAAUUCCAGUCUUUCCCCUCAGCAGUUUUACUUAGGCACAGCUGAGACAAUCUUGAUCCUGCCCAUCAUUUUGCAAUAUUACACUUUUCAGCCCAUACCUGCAUUUCUCGUACAACUUUCCUGAACAGCUCAUAAAAUUCAGCAGUAGGCAUCCAAAAGCCGUGACUGGCAUUACAGGGUGUACAAGAAUCAGUGAACUGGGAGUUUCAGGAAGAAGAAGAGAAUGGGAAUUGAAUGGAGGGGGGGUGAGGGGAGGUAAUCAGUCAUAUGCAAGGCAGGCCCAUGGUACUUAAAAGCCGCAAAGCUGUCAUAUUAUGCAUAGAGUCACUGGAUUUCAAAGGAGCUUUUGUAGAACCUCCUCUUAUUUUUUUUCUGUAUGUGUAUUCUACUUUCUUUAAAAAAAAAAAAAAAGAAUAGUUAAAAACAUAAGAGCUGCUAGCUUCAAAUUUCUCCUUCCACGAAGUUGAUUUGACAAACAAGGCAUAAACCCAGCAUAUAUAGAAAUCCUUUCCACUCUCAUGGUCUUUUGGCCUUUCCUAUGAGACUGCACUAUUUAUGUAAAUAGACCUGGAGACACUUUCUAUAAGCUUUUAGUUUUCUACGAUCAAUUACUUUAGUGUUUAUUAAAGAAAAAAAUGUAUAGAAUUAUUAAGCAUUCAGGUGAAGACAAUGAAGAAACAAAACUGCAAACACAAAAUUGUUCUGGAUUUUGACACAAACUCUUUAGAAUCACUGUACUGUUUUAAUUCUGUGAUUAUUUUCAUUGCUUUGAAAAUUAAACUUAAAAGAAAGGCCUUAUAAUAAAUGCUAUGUGCAUCUUAAUUGUGUUACUGAGCGAAAUCUAUCUGGCAAACUCUUAUUGCAAUUUGUGACUUUCAAACACUUCAAAUAAAUGCUUUUAGGUAUUGAUUUUUUUUAAUUAAAAAUACUUCUAAGCAUAGAUCAAAACUGAUGCCACCACCUGGGAAGAUUUACUUGCUGGCAUGCUCCAACUACGGAGUCUCUUGCGAUAUCAUCCCCUGGUUGUUCUAAGGAAACCUCAACAUCGGAUGGAUUUAGUCACUGCUCUGCACAGAGGGACAACUGAGAGUGAUAAGAAUUUUGUAACCUAAGAGAUUUACACCUAGAAGCUUCCUUGUGUUGCAAAUGGACCCAUGCUAGAACGAUUAUCUCUUCUGCAGUGUGGAUGGGCAAUUGUUGUGGUCAGAUGGCAAGUGUGCACUCCCUCCCUUAUAUUUCCUAUUCACUGUACUGGCUUCUUUUCUGUGGGUGGGGGGUAAAGGGGGAAUGAAAUUUAAGGAUAUAAUGAGAAACCCAUUUGAACAACAAUUUCUCACAGAUAGAGUGAAUUUGCCUUUUUGCAAAUUGAUUUUUGUAACAAAUUAUUUAUAUGAUGCUACUUAAUAAAUUGGUU